AUGCAGGUUAAAAGCCAGAUUUGCACAGAGAGAAGCAGCACCACGGACGACCCGGAGCAGGGUGACAAUCAGAAGAAGACCUCCUGUUUUUCCAACAUUAAGAUUUUCCUGGUGGCGGAAUGUGCGCUCAUGCUGGCACAGGGCACCGUUGGCGCAUAUCUGGUAAGUGUUCUGACCACCCUGGAAAGACGUUUCAACCUCCAAAGUGCCGAUGUGGGCGUCAUCGCCAGCAGUUUUGAAAUCGGCAACCUGGCCCUCAUCCUGUUCGUCAGCUACUUUGGCGCUAAGGCCCACCGGCCACGGCUCAUUGGCUGUGGGGGGAUUGUCAUGGCAUUGGGGGCACUGCUGUCAGCUCUGCCAGAGUUUUUGACUCACCAGUAUGAGUACGAAGCGGGGGACUCUUGGCACACCGAGGAUGGCAGGGACAUCUGUUCCAAUAAAACCAGGUCUGAGAACCGAGACUCUGGGUUUAACUGCAGCAACCGAUCCAACACCAACAUGAUGUACCUUCUGCUGAUCGGAGCGCAGGUUCUGCUCGGUAUUGGGGCUACCCCUGUCCAGCCUCUGGGGGUGUCUUAUAUCGAUGACCACGUCCACAAAAAGGACUCUUCAUUGUAUAUAGGUAUCUUAUUUUCCACAUUAGUUUUCGGCCCAGCUUGUGGCUUCAUCCUAGGUUCCAUCUGUACCAAAGUCUACGUUGAUGCUGUUUUCAUCGACACCAGUAAACUGGACAUCACCCCAGACGACCCUCGCUGGAUCGGGGCAUGGUGGGGCGGCUUCCUCCUCUGCAGUGCCUUACUCUUCGUGUCGGCCCUCUUUAUGUUCGGUUUCCCCCAAGCGCUGGACGAGCAGGACAUGGACGCUCGAGGGGAGAGCGAGCAAGCCAUGCUGCCUACUUCGUUAAGCCAUGAGAGCCAGGACUCUAAAUCCAACGGAGAGUUUCGUGGCUUCGAAAUGAACAGCGGACUCUCAGUCUGGGAGCAUCUGAGAUUGAUCCCUCGGGUAACCAGGCACCUUCUCUCCAACCCUGUGUUCAGCUGCAUUACACUGGCAGCCUGCAUGGAGAUAGCUGUGGUUGCAGGCUUUGCUGCGUUCCUGGGGAAAUACCUGGAGCAGCAGUUUAACCUCACCACCUCCUCAGCCAAUCAGCUGUUAGGUAUGACAGCUAUCCCCUGUGCCUGUUUGGGUAUCUUCCUCGGGGGGCUUCUGGUUAAGAAGCUGAACCUUUCCGCUCUGGGGGCUGUCCGCAUGGCCAUGCUGGUCAACCUGGUGUCCACGGCUUGUUACGUGUCUUUCCUCUUCUUGGGCUGCGACACGGGGCCUGUCGCUGGGGUUACAGUCGCCUACAACAAUGAGACACUGCAGUCAAAGAAACAACCAGAGUCCGCCUGCAACAGUAACUGUAACUGUUACACGGCGUCAGUGAGUCCAGUCUGUGGCUCCAAUGGAGUCACCUACAUCUCAGCCUGCUUUGCUGGCUGCACCAAACCAAACCUGAGCAGCUGUUGGUGUAUAUCCAGCCUCAGCGACGAGAACGUGGCUUUACCGGGGAAGUGCCCCAGCCCCGGAUGUCAGCGUGCAUUCCUCACCUUCCUCUGUGUUAUCUGUGUAUGCAGCAUGAUCGGAGCCAUGGCUCAGACACCCUCUGUCAUCAUCCUCAUCAGAACUGUAAACCCAGAGCUUAAAUCCUACGCUCUUGGAGUUCUUUUCCUCCUCCUGAGGCUGAUCGGCUUCAUCCCUCCCCCUCUGAUCUUCGGAAUGGGGAUCGACUCCACCUGUCUGUCCUGGAGCUCCGUCUGCGGCGAGAAGGGCGCCUGCAUGCUUUACGACAACGUGGCCUACAGGCAUCUGUACGUCAGCAUCGCCAUCGUGCUGAAGUCCUCCGCGUUCCUCCUGUACGCCACCACGUGGCAGUGCCUGAAAAACAACUACAGGAGGUACAUCAAGAACAACGAGGGCUACCUCACCCCUAAUGAACUUUUCGCUUCUAAUGUGACUCUGGACAAUUUGGGUAAGGAGAUUACCCAGAACCCAAGGAACAGGACAAAAUUUAUAUACAACCUAGAAGACCAGGAGACCAGUGACAACAUGGAGUCGGUUUUAUAG
Molecule: messenger RNA, 2106 nt
Organism: Cyprinodon tularosa
Lineage: Eukaryota; Metazoa; Chordata; Actinopteri; Cyprinodontiformes; Cyprinodontidae
Product: solute carrier organic anion transporter family member 3A1-like
Exons: 10
Coding region: 1-2106 (701 amino acids)
Biological process (GO): prostaglandin transport; transmembrane transport; sodium-independent organic anion transport
Cellular component (GO): membrane
Molecular function (GO): protein binding
Source: RefSeq, a predicted model, not a curated record